AUGCCUGUCUCACUACAAGCCGCAGACCACCAAGCAAAAGAGUGGACGCAGGAGAAACAGUCCACCACCGAAGACCUCUUCAAAGCCUCAUGUCCCAACAACCACCGUGCCUCAAAACAAAUCAUUCAAAGCGCCUUCUCCCAUUCCCUGGAUGGUCAUCACAUCACUUCGUCCAAGAAUGGCUUCGUUUAUGCUCUCUAUCACGCAUACAGCCACCAUCACCACCUCACGAUCCGCCCAGACGAUGUCUGGUUUGCCAUCCUAAAUCAAAUCAACUUCUACGUCAAUGCGCAUGCAGAGGAGUUGCGCUCCUUUUUUGUCGCUCACGAAGGGCAAAAGGAGCUUACUGUCGUUGAAGCCGGUACGAUCCAUACCGUGGAUUUCGGUGCUUUAGCGGUCACGAUGACAAAUGAGAUUCAAAAGAACGUCCUAGAUCCGGAGCUUCAAAAAUGGAUUAUGCCAGAAUUCAGUACCACUACUGAUAACGACAAGGUUGUUGCUGCCAUCCAGAUGAUGGGUACCAUGCAGAAAUACUUCAGCUACACGAUGUAUCUGAUGUGUGGCAUCCCCAGUGUGACUUUACUCGGCGAGCGUGACGACUGGGAAUUGUUGCUCAAGAAAUUGGAUAAAAUCCCACAACUGGGCAAAGAACCUGCUCAAUUUGCAGAAUUCCUUACUCCCGUCCUGAAGAGAUUUGUCGCCUGCUUUGACGAUCCCACAUCGUCCAGCCUCCGAGACUUCUGGGGUAAAUGCGCUCAUUACUACAGCGGUGGAAGUGGCCCUACCUAUCUAUCAGGCUGGGUAACGGCAUUCUGCUUCUGGAAUGAAGAUGGUAAGCCUUUGUAUCACGGCCGACCGGGUGAAUGGGACACUGGCUGCGAGCUUGAUGGCGUUCUUUUCCAUCGAGUCGAAACAGAUGAUAUCCCCGCUGGAUACGCUUCGGUCCCUGUGAAACUCGAUGACAACGGUAAAGAAUACGAUACCACAAUGCUUGCCGGUAUGGUGGGUAUUCAAGCCAGUUCCAGUGGUCAGUCACUUGAAGGUGCUUCGGAGACUGGGUUGGAUUCGAUUCAGCCGGUGUCGGGAUGGUGGAUGUAUGAGAAGUCUAAUUAG
Aspergillus ruber CBS 135680 is the source of this 1113-nucleotide messenger RNA. RefSeq names its product DUF4419 domain-containing protein. NCBI's taxonomy places the organism in Eukaryota, Fungi, Ascomycota, Eurotiomycetes, Eurotiales, Aspergillaceae. Bases 1 to 1113 code for a protein of 370 amino acids. The transcript has a single exon. The record is from RefSeq and is a predicted model, not a curated record.